Camelina sativa (false flax) is the source of this 3324-nucleotide messenger RNA. Its product is annotated as triacylglycerol lipase SDP1L-like. NCBI's taxonomy places the organism in Eukaryota, Viridiplantae, Streptophyta, Magnoliopsida, Brassicales, Brassicaceae. The record is from RefSeq and is a predicted model, not a curated record. Gene Ontology annotation, molecular function: triacylglycerol lipase activity. Gene Ontology annotation, biological process: lipid metabolic process.
AGAACAAAAUCUUAUUCCUUUUUCAAUUUGUCAUGUUCCCGAGUUUAGGUUCCCAAAAUUAGAAAGUCUAAAGAUUAGGUUGGGUCUUAGACCGCCAUUUUUGUCUCUUAGCAAAAAAUGAAUCUCAGGUUUCAUUUAAAUUAAUUAUCUCUGUUUUUCUUUGCUGUAACGAAAUCUUGAAGAGCUCGAUAAUACAUCGGAAUCUUUUAUUUUCCAAUGUUAUCUCGCAGAUCCCUAUGCACCUCCCAUCACUUGCUGUCUCAUAUUCUUUCUCAUUCUCAAUUCCUCGGUGGAUUAGCAAUCUCUCGUUCUGUUCUCUAAUGGGUUUGAUAGGUCAGAGAAAAUUGAUCUAUUGGCUCAUCUGAUUCUGUUCUUUACACCAAAAAAAAAACUGGUAUCUGGAUUCGUUUCUUCGUGCUCAUCGUAAAAAAACAGUGAUUUCGUCUUUGAGUCAGAGACAAUGGAUAUAAGCAAUGAAGCAGGCGUUGAUGCGUUCUCAAUUAUAGGACCCACGUCUAUAAUCGGUAGAACAAUUGCCUACCGGAUCUUGUUCUGCAACUCAGUGUCUAUAUUCAGACACAAACUCUACAGAUUUCUCAAGUUUUUCCUCAGAGGAGGCAGGGUUUUACUAUCACCGUUUGUGUCCUUACUACAUCCCAGGAAUCCACAAGGGAUAUUAGCAAUGGUGAUGACGAUGGCCUUUCUGUUGAAUCGCUACACAAGCCUAAAAGCAAAAGCUGAGAUGGCUUACAGGAGGAAAUUCUGGAGGAACAUGAUGAGAGCUGCAUUGACAUACGAGGAAUGGUCUCACGCCGCAAAGAUGCUUGAUAAAGAGACUCCAAAGGUGAACGAGGCAGAUCUCUUCGAUGUGGAGCUCGUAAGGAAUAAGCUUGAGGAGCUUAAGCAUAGACGUCACGAGGGAUCUCUAAAAGACAUUAUCUUCUGUAUGAGAGCUGAUCUUGUUAGAAACCUCGGUAACAUGUGUAACCCUGAGCUUCACAAGGGAAGGCUUCAUGUGCCGAGAUUAAUUAAAGAGUACAUCGAUGAGGUUUCUACACAGCUCAGGAUGGUUUGUGACACGGACACUGAAGAGCUUCCUUUGGAGGAGAAACUCUCUUUUAUGCAUGAGACUAGACACGCGUAUGGAAGAACGGCUCUGCUUCUGAGCGGAGGAGCUUCUCUAGGAGCUUUCCAUCUUGGUGUGGUCAAGACGCUUGUAGAACAUAAGCUCUUGCCGAGAAUUAUAGCCGGUUCAAGCGUGGGAUCCGUAAUGUGUGCGGUUGUGGGGACAAGGUCAUGGCCUGAGUUACAGAGCUUCUUUGAAGGCUCUUGGCAUGCUUUGCAGUUCUUUGAUCAGAUGGGAGGGAUUUUCACUACUGUGAAACGGGUUAUGACUCAAGGCGCAGUCCAUGAGAUCCGGCAUUUGCAAUGGAAGUUGAGGAAUCUCACCAACAACCUUACAUUCCAAGAAGCUUACGACAUAACAGGACGGAUUCUAGGGAUAACAGUUUGUUCCUUGAGGAAACACGAACCCCCUAGAUGUCUCAAUUAUCUGACGUCGCCUCAUGUUGUGAUAUGGAGUGCAGUGACUGCAUCUUGUGCUUUCCCAGGUCUUUUUGAGGCUCAAGAACUCAUGGCCAAAGAUAGAACUGGAGAGAUUGUUCCUUAUCACCCACCUUUUAACUUAGAUCCUGAAGAGGGCUCAGGAGAAUCAGUACGGCGCUGGAGGGACGGUAGUUUGGAGAUGGACUUACCGAUGAUGCAACUGAAAGAGCUUUUCAAUGUCAACCAUUUCAUUGUCAGUCAAGCCAACCCUCACAUAGCACCCUUCUUGAGGAUGAAGGAGUUUGUUAGAGCUUGUGGAGGUCGAUUUGCUGCAAAGCUCGCUCAACUCGCGGAGAUGGAAGUGAAGCAUAGAUGUCAUCAAGUACUAGAACUCGGGCUUCCUCUAAGAGAAGUAGCUUCCCUAUUUGCUCAAGAAUGGGAAGGUGAUGUCACUAUCGUCAUGCCAGCUACUUUUUCUCAGGUAACCACUCACUGCAAACAAUGUAUCCCAACUAGAACAUUUCACUCUAAUUCAAUUCUUGUAUUGAGUCUCUCUAUAUGCUUUGCUCUGUGUGUUUCCGGAUUCCAGUACUUAAAGAUCAUACAGAACCCAAGCAAUGUAGAGAUUCAAAAGGCGGCAAAUCAAGGGAGGAGAUGCACCUGGGAGAAACUCGCAGUCAUCAAAGCAAACUUCGGGAUCGAACUAGCACUCGACGAGUGCGUCGCCGUUCUCAACCACAUGCGCCGCCUUAAACGCAGCGCUGAAAGAGCCGCUGCUUUCUCAGCCAUCUCUUCCUCCCCACCACCCAAACAUCUCUUGGCCGGAGCCAACAGAUUCAACGCCUCUAAACGAAUCCCUUCCUGGAACUGCAUAGCUCGUCAAAACUCAUCCGGAUCCGUCGACGAUGAUGUGCUCGCAGAAGCUUCACGGUUGUACCAGAACAUCGUGGUUGGAUCCGGGAAGACUAGUAACCGAACCAGCAACUUAAGCCAUUCGUAUGACGCAGGAAGCGAAGGAGAAUCACCAGAAGCUGAAGACUGGACGAGAUCUGGUGGACCGUUGAUGAGGACAUCGUCAGCUCAGAUGUUCACUGCCUACGUCCAAAAUCUCAACGCCGCUGAUCCUGAACAGACGACGAUUGGUGACUCCGAUAGGGCUCCGGAGACCGAAUUGAACGCCGCUGCUGCUGCUUCUUCUUCUUCUUCUUCCAGCAUAACGGUUACAGAAGGCGAUUAUCUUCAGACGGGGAGGACACAUAACGGAAUCGUGUUGAAUCUCGUCAGAGGAGAGAAUCUGAGGAUGAAUCAGGAUCUGGAAGAUAGCGAAAACGAAUGUGAAACUCCGGAGAGCGUGCAACUCGAAUCUCCGGAGAAGGACAUUAUUGACGGAAAUAGCUCGGCGUCUGAAGACGGAGACACUAGUACUGCUCAGGCGAAUCUAACCCACGAGUGACUCUACUGAUAUUGACUGACCAGUCAAAGGGAAGGACUAGGUUGCAAAAAUGCAAACUUCUCCUAUACAGUGUUUCAAAAUUUUUGUAGAAAUAGUCCUCUAAAUUUGAGAAAAUCUCAAUUUAGCCUUGAAGCUGCUUUAUUAUCCAAAUUUCACCAAAACUUUUUUUUGUUAAUUUCUUCUUCUUUUUUUUUUUUUAACUAGGGACUGCCAGAACAAGCAUUGUUCAUGUGUUCUCCCAUUGAAUUUUUUUUUUAAGCAGAAAAUGUAAAUAUAUAUUUUUCAUAUAUAAUGGCUACAAAGUUACAAGUUCUGAAUCUUCUGAU